Molecule: messenger RNA, 3900 nt
Organism: Diaporthe amygdali
Lineage: Eukaryota; Fungi; Ascomycota; Sordariomycetes; Diaporthales; Diaporthaceae
Product: ankyrin repeat protein
Exons: 3
Coding region: 1-3900 (1299 amino acids)
Molecular function (GO): protein binding
Source: RefSeq, a predicted model, not a curated record
AUGCGAGAAGCCCUCAAGACUCUUACGACCGGGCCAUCAGCAGCUACCGACGCCUUUGAGAACGCCAUGAAACGUAUUAAUGACCAGCCAAAAGAAACAUCACGCUUGGCGAUGAGAACAUUGCUACUACUCACGUAUGCUCGGCGACCACUCACUGUUGACGAAUUGUGUCAUGCUGUUGCCGUAGAAAUCGACGAAGAAGAUGGGGAAUUUGACCAGCAUAACGUUCCGGAGAUGGAAGAUGUUCUGCCUUCGUGUGCCGGCUUAGUAGUGGUCCAAUCUCGCCAUGAGGUCUCUGGGAUCGCUGCGACGUCAUUAGAUACACGAUCAGACUUCUCAUAUGGGCCGGAAGAUGGCUCCUCGUCGUCUUCAGAGGGACCUAUCGUGGGCUACACGAAUAGCGCUGUCGUCCAGCUGGUGCACAAGUCAUUUCAGGACUACCUGUCCUUGACCAAAAGCCAGUGGUUUCCUCGCGCAGAAUCUAUCAUGGACACAAUCUGCAGGACUUACAUGAGCGCCUGUGAGGAAGUUGAGUCUGCGACUGAUCGUCCUUUCUUGGACUACGCCAAAUCCCGCUGGGGCUACCAUCACUUGAAGGCUGAGGCUGAUACCGCGGCACCAGAGAUGGACGGUGACCCGAACUUGCCAAUUCGCCGCAAGAAUUCUCUACCCACCGAGAAACAAAACAUGUCUUUGCAGUUUGGAGUCCGCCAACUAUCGAAAGAGCUUGGGGGUAUGCAGGAACUUCUCUUCUGGGCCUGUGAAGAGGGUAGAAUCAAUCUUGUUGAGGUGCUCCUAACGACCAACCUCGACGUAUACAUACGUGAGCUUGAGGAAGACUCGAAUGAUCCUGGCAGUAGCUCCGGUGAAUUCACGGACAAAGACAACGGCAUGCCCACAAAAAAACGCGCAGGCGCCAGGCUGAUCGACUAUGCACUUUCCUAUUCGGUGAUUAAAGAUGGAAACCAGGCCGUGGUUGAAUGUCUUCUAGCGCAUGGCGCUUUACUCGAACGUCGGCUUCAGUACCCCAAGGGCAACGAUCAUCACUUUUUCAUGGGUUUCACGGCUUUAGGUCACGCUGUGUGGGAAGGCCUAACUGAAAUGCUGAGUUUUCUACUGCAUCACCCUUCUAUUGAUGCUAUGCUAGCAGAUCUGAAGCAAUUCCGGAAAAGUAUUUGCGUCCCUGUACAAAUUGGACACACUAUCAAACCAUCCAUUCUUCCCGGAUCUUUAUUGCCUCCCCUAGAGUUGACUUGGGAGAUGACACCGCUUUUCAUUGCCGUGUACCGGGACCAAGACGCAUGUGUCGACAUUAUCCUGGAUUGGAUGCAAUCUCACGACCAUGAAGCAUCAAACGAGACAUUGCUGACACUUUUUAAGAGAGCUAUGCUACUUGGGCUUCAGUCUGGUUUUGUGAAAUCUCUCAUCAAGCUUUCCCAUAUUAUCGGCGUCCACAGCGAGCACAUUGACGCCGACACCGGGCCAAAUCAAGAGCAAGUCACCAUUCCUCAAAUCGGUAUCGCUUUGGACGCAAAGUAUCCACUGCGAACACUUCUAGCCGAUGAAGGUGUCGAUGUCCCACAAUCGGAUUACUAUGAUGUGACUGCAAUAUCCAUCGCCACGGAAUCCAGCCGCACGGAUGUCAUACAAACACUGCUAUCGAUGAGAAACAUAGAGAUGCAGCCACCAUUCCUGGUUGAGUCGCUUUUCCGGGGCAACUCAACCGAGGUAUCCCUCAUUGCGAACAGGCUCUGCAGUGUUCUUGACAGUAAAAGCCCGAGUAGAUUCGACAUCCUCGAUGAAAUACUUUUCUGUGCUCUCCGCCAACAGAUCAUUCUCUCGUACUCUCACGACAAACACUGGACACGAAGUGAUAACAUUACAACUCGGACCGACAAUCUUGCAGAUGUGGAUACUUUCGACCUAAUUUGGGACACAUCUGUACUGGAUGUGCAACGUUUCUGCCUUGACUGGGACUUCGUGGAUGUGAUCUUGCCGUGUAUAACCGACUCUGACGAUUGCGAGGCUUCCAAGAUCACUCCGUCGUCGGAUAACAUUGGAUCAGGUCCGAAGGUUGCGCCCAACAAAGAGUCCAGACUUGGAGUCGAGACACUGUUUCUUGCAGUCGCUUUACGUUCGAAGGAGUUGGUGGAGAAGCUCGUCCAAUGCGAGCCCCUCAUUGUCCACAAAACCGACACCAAGGGAAGAACGGGGUUAAUGGCAGCUGUCUGCACACGAUCUGAAGACUUGACCAUAUUUCUGUUGAAAUGCUUGAUUGAGGGGUCCGCCGCUCCUACUAUCAACGCAACUUCUGAGACCGGAUACUCGGCAAUCGCAUAUGCCGUUCGAGCCCGUAAUCUUGAUCAAGUAUUGCGCCUCCUCGAAACUCCCAAUUUCGACGUUUGGUCUGUCUUCCACGAGGUUGCUGGAGGCGGUUACCCUUUUGUCUGGGCGCUGGACAUGAUGGGAGACAAUACGAUAUGUGAAUCUAUAUGCAAAGCCUUGCUGGCUCAAGCUAACCCCAAAAGACUAUCCCAGGCCGCUCAGCAGUUACAGAGAUUGCCCAAGCGCGUAUGUCUUGGUACAGAUCGAUACAGAGGAUACGAUGAGUCCUGGAAGACAUUGCUGUGUUACGCAGUCAUAUGCAGACGCUUAGAGACUUUCAAGUUUCUCCUGGACACUAUAUCAGAUUUCGAAGCUCCUGAUGGCCGUGGACGAACUGCAUUAUCCCAUGCAGAAGAAUCGAGAUUGGCCUGUGACAAGUCCCGGAGCAUGGUUAAUAUACUGUUGGCUCGAGGCGCUGAUCAUCUCAUCUUGGAUAAAGCACGACGGUUUCCUCUGUGGUAUGCAUUCGACAAUUAUCCAAGAGGACUCUACGACGAGGAUGACGACCCUGAUGCCCGGUUUUGGUGGGAGCAUGAGCAGCUCCAGAAAUUACAUGCCGACAGACCCGGGUUCUUGAGUGAAGUAGAUGGAGUCUACAGCGCCCUUUUCGAUUUGGCCGUCGCCCAGUGCGCCACUAUCGUGUUGGAAUUUCUUGUCGAAGUCUGCAGUAGUAACUGUCCGCUUGAAUGCAUGGGCACAUCAGGCCUCACCCCAUUGGCAAAGAUGGUGCUUAGCUUGAACGUCGUCUUACCGACGACGGGAAGCAAUGACGAUCGCCCCCACCGAAAUAAGUCGGAGUCCUUGAAAUACAAUGUGAAGGUUUGGUACGCAAAAGUCAAACGGUUUUACAUGCUUCUGGGUCGCCUAAAAAUCUCUCACGACGUCCCAGACAAGGAUGGCAAGACGGCUCUAUGUCAUGCCCUCGACCGAUUGUACGCAGAGCACUGCGAAAAUUCUCUUUAUUCGUCUCUGCAGGAUUUUCGCCGUUCAGAAGGUCUCACAGACUUUCUUUUCUUCAUAAUCGAAGACCUGCUCGACAAAAGUGAUUCUAAUCCGUUGACGUUGAAUCAAGAGGGUUACUCACCUCUUGAUCUGGCAGAGGCCUUGUUGGACCAACUCAAGCAGAAAUCAGCCCACAGGACUCAACAAUGGGAUUCUAAUUCUAAAAGCUCGAGCUCUUUGAGUUCCAUUCCAGACAGUCGACUCUUGGAUACCUCGAAGAUAGCUGGCUCGGCGGAAACCCCAUCUGUUGUUGGGGAGCUGGCCGCGGGAACAGCACUCAAAGCACUUAACGGCGCCGUUGACUUGCUCGAUACACUUGAAGAAGAGGAAACCUCUGAGAGCCUCAACUGCAGCAACCGCAAAGAGAAAGCCACCCUGGAAAUGGAUGAGAACACGAUCAUCGGCGGGAGGACAAAGAUGAAGGCUGCAAUACAGGCACUCAAAUUCGAAUGGCUUCACAAGAAUGCGGUGGAGGAGCAGCGGCUUGAGACAUCUGUUGAGGAUGACACAUGA